Agrilus planipennis (emerald ash borer) is the source of this 4411-nucleotide messenger RNA. Its product is annotated as nidogen-2. The transcript is spliced from 14 exons. NCBI's taxonomy places the organism in Eukaryota, Metazoa, Arthropoda, Insecta, Coleoptera, Buprestidae. Gene Ontology annotation, molecular function: calcium ion binding. The coding region runs from base 100 to 4218 and encodes 1372 amino acids. The record is from RefSeq and is a predicted model, not a curated record. Gene Ontology annotation, biological process: cell-matrix adhesion.
UAUUGAACUGUGAACUCUGAGAUAUUUUACUUAUGUAUGUACGUGAUAAAGUACCAAAGAACGGAAGAGGGCACACUUUGAGUUGAGCGCGCUUAGAAAAUGGUGUUUCGAAGUAGUGUUUACUGUUUGCUACUAGUUUCUUUACUAGUUUUAGUUCGGGCCAUACCUAAACAUUUACUCUAUGACCAUCAGGAUAUUGGCAAGAAAUUGCCACCAGAAGAUGAGGUUUCAAGUCCGGAAAUAAAACUUAAAGUUCCUAUUAUUUUUUACGGACAAAAAUAUUCAUCGUUGUUCGUAAAUGCAAAUGGACUUAUAUCAUUCCAAACGGAAAUUCCGGAAUUUUUCAAUAUAGAAUUUCCUUUAGAUUACCCGAUAAUAGCUCCAUUAUAUUCCAAUGUAGACAUAACUCGUUCGGGUACAAUAUCCUAUUACGAGACUGACGAUGCGAACCAUCUCGAACGUGCAGCAAAAAAUAUUCACGAUUCUUUUACUGAUGCCACUGAUUAUCAACCUACGAGCCUAUUUAUUGUGACUUGGUCCUCAGUAGGAUAUCAUUCUGGGGGUACUGAUAAGCUAAACACGUUUCAAGUAGUUAUUGCUUCUGAUGGAGAGGAAUCUUACGUGGAAUUUCUUUAUCCUGAAGGAGGAAUACAAUGGAUUCAGGGGUCUGGGCACGAAUCAGGGCUUCCUGAUGCUAGAGCCCAGGCUGGUUUUGUCUCCGAGGAAAGGAGAUAUUAUCUCUUACCCGGAUCUGGUACAAACCAGGUUAAAAAUUUGGAGAAAUUAUCAAAUGUUAAUAUAGAUGGUGUUUGGAUAUUUCGUAUCGGCACUAUCGGAGAAGAUAUUGCCAUCAUUGAACCGGAUGUUUUUAAAGAUAGAGGAGUUAAUUCUCAAAAAACAUGCGAAAAAGGCGCUGCUACGUGUAACACUUUCGCAAAAUGCACAGAUUACAAAGAAGGAUUUUGUUGUCAUUGCAAAACAGGUUAUUACGGCAAUGGCAAACAUUGUAUAAAGGACGAUGCACCCCUAAGAGUUAACGGCAAAGUUAAUGGCAAUAUAAAUGGCGAAUCGUUGACAAAUCUAGAUCUCCAAUCAUAUAUUGUUAUGGUUGAUGGUCGUACUUACACAGCUCUCUCAAAAAUUCCCCUUUCGAUUGGUUACGAUUUUCAAACUUUGCAGCUCUUGGGAGGUAUAAUUGGAUGGUUAUUUGCCAAACCAUCACGCGACAGCUUAAACGGUUUUCAACUGACGGGGGGUAUCUUUAACUACACUGCAACAAUAACGUUUCCCCAAGAAAACAAAAAAGUAACAAUCCAUACUAAAUUUUUGGGUCUUGAUGUAUUCGAUCAGCUUCGCCUGGAAACUAAGAUAGAAGGAGAAACCCCAAAAAUACCCGGCGAAUCGAAGAUUUCAAUGCCCGCAUAUGAAGAAAUGCUGACUCUAACAUCCCCCGGUACUAUUCAGUCUAUUUCAGAGCGACACUACAUUACAGUUGAUAAAGAUGAAAUUAGAAUACCAAUUAAUGUGAACCAAAACAUCGUGUUUUCCUAUUGUCCAUAUGGUGAUGUACCCUCUAGAAUUACUUGGAGAUUAAAAGUUGCCAAAAACUUUAUAAGUUACGAAAGUAGGGAGCAGAUUAUCAGAUUUGGAUUAACGAGUAAAGUAACAUCAUUAACAGAAAAGGAUCCUUGCGAUGAAGGUAAAAGUACUUGCGGUCCAGACAGUUCUUGUGUGGUAGAAAAUGACUCUUUUCGUUGCGUUUGUAACCCCGGAUAUCAAUACAUUUACGUCGACAAUCAACAAGUUUGCCAAGAUAUUGAUGAAUGUCAAGCUGGUUUAAAUGAUUGCCAUCAAAACGCACAAUGUAUUAAUCAUAAAGGAUCAUUCACAUGCAGAUGUGAUAAUCUAUAUGAAGGAAAUGGAAGAUUUUGCGAGCCGACGAAAUCGUGCUACUCAGUAACGUGUCCGGAAAACUCAGAAUGCAAAGAAAAUCCUUUUGCCUAUUGCGAGUGCUUACAAGGAUUUACAAGAGCUUCCGAUCAGUCAUGUGUGGCCGAAACAACUGAAAGCUGCUAUUACUCGAACAACUGUUCUCCUUAUGGAGUUUGCUCCCCAGAUCCAGAAACAAAUCAGUACCGCUGUUCCUGCAUAGAAGAGUAUGAAGGAGACGGAUACGAUUGUCGUCCCUCCAAUACAACCACAGUUGCAGAAUCAACGACUGAAAGCGUCGUUAUUCAACAAUGUUUGCUUGGAACGUGUUGGUGUCCUACUGGUUACAAAAAACAUGAAAGUGAUAAAUGCAUACUAGAUGUUGAAUCCACCACAGCAGCUGAAACCAGUCUCAAGCCUGGCACGAUUAAUCAGCAGUGCUUUUUAGGGAACUGUUGGUGUCCUGAAGGUUACCAAAAAUAUGGGGAACGAUACUGUGUACCUGACACUGAAGCAACUUCAACUUAUUCAACAGUUACUGAAACGGAACAAGUUGAUGAACCAACGGAAAUAGCUUCGUGUGAGAAUUUAAGCGAUUGUCACAUUAAUGCCCAAUGCAUUUAUGUACAAGCCACUCGUAGUUACCAAUGUAUUUGCAAUUUUGGGUACGAAGGGGAUGGAUAUGAUUGCGUGCAAGCAGAAGUGUCUUGCACAGAAGCUGAUAUUUGCGAUAUACAUGCAGUAUGUAAAUACAAUGACACAGUUGGUAAAUCUACAUGCGUAUGCGACUUUGGUUACGAAGGUGAUGGAAAAUCAUGUCAAAAAUUGGCUGCGUGCAGAGGCGAUAAAGAUUGUCCUACCAAUGAGCAAUGUAGAUACAAUCAAGAAUCACAAAGCUAUGAGUGUGAUUGUAAAGAGGGAAUGGAAAGGGAUUCUCAACAUAUUUGUAAUAAGGUGGAAGGCAUGUGUGGGGCAGCUAUUUGUGUAGAUAACUCGGAAUGCCUUUAUGACAGAGAAAACCAAAUAUAUUAUUGUAGCUGUAGAGACGGGUAUAUUGGAGAUGGAAUUAAUGAGUGUAAUCCUCGACCACUGGGAUGUGAUGUCACCAAUGAUUGUGGUCGAAACGCAGCAUGUAUUUACGACGAAGAAUAUGGUUUUUAUCAGUGUAAAUGUAACGAGGGUUUCCAUGGUGAUGGAAAACAGUGUUUCGCAGAAAAAAAUUGUCACGUUGAUCCUUACAUUUGCGAUUCUCGAGCUGUUUGUGUGACAAAUUCUCAAAGAGAGUUCGUAUGCCAGUGUCAACCAGGGUUUAGUGGUGAUGGUAAACACUGCAAGGAAACCCCCGUUCACGAAGGCAAUUUCCUUUUACUUAACCAAGGAGUUGCUACAUUAAAAAUUCCCUUCGAUGCUUCCAAAAAGAAUCCAGGACGACCAAUCCAUAUCAAUCAUCAAACUGCCGUUGGUUUAGACAUUGAUUGCUUCGACGGUAGGGUCUAUUGGAGCGAUAUUAAUGGUAGAACUAUUUUGAGUGCUUUCUAUAACGGAUCUUCAGUUGCUAAAUUUAUAGCAAUAGAUAUUGUUUCACCCGAGGGACUGAGUGUAGAUUGGGUGUCCCGUAACAUUUAUUGGACUGAUUCAACUAAAGAUACAAUUGAAGUAGCAAACAUUGACAAAAAAAUAAGAAAAGUUUUAUUCAAUACGAGUUUAGUGAAUCCACGAGGGAUUGCAGUUCAUCCCCAAAGAGGUAAAAUAUUUUGGUCGGACUGGGACCGAAGGGGACCCAAAAUUGAGUGGGCUAACGCCGAUGGUACAGAUCGUCAAACUUUUUUACAAGGUGAUAAUGUAAAAUUGCCAAAUUCGUUAGCCAUUGAUUUUGAAACAGAACAAUUAUGUUAUGCUGAUGCUGGAACUAAAAAUGUGGAAUGCGUAGAAAUAGAUAGUCGAUUAAGACAUAUAAUUGCGGUCAAUUGUACCUAUCCAUUUGGAAUAGCCGUUACUGACAAAACGAUUUAUUGGUCAGACUGGAUUUCGAAAAAAGUCGAACGAGUUGAUAAAUAUUCCCUUAAACGUUUGCCACCACUAGAUGUACCAUUGGGUGGUACUGGAAACAAACUUUAUGGAUUAGUCGCAGUUCCAGAACGUUGUCCAUCGCUCACAAAUGUUUGUGAACAUUUUAAAAACAACUGCCCUUCGGGGCACUUCUGCGUUCCUGAUGGAAGAGGUAGUCGCAGGUGCCUUUGUGGUAAAAACAUCGACUCAAACAACAUAGAAGUGCCCUGCCAGAAUUAAUAUAAUUUAUAUCAAGAAAAAAAUACUUAUAAGGUGUACCUAAUAUUACAUUCCUAAGUAAUUUUACUUAUCUGAAACUAUUUAUUUGCAUAAUUAAUACUCAUAUAUGUAAAAUUGGCAAUAUUUUCUUGUAAAUUAAUUUCUGUUCGAAUAAUCAUUUUUAUUUUGUUGUAAAAUAAACUAAGAAAUUGUU